This is a messenger RNA of Parascedosporium putredinis, 930 nucleotides long. NCBI's taxonomy places the organism in Eukaryota, Fungi, Ascomycota, Sordariomycetes, Microascales, Microascaceae. The record is from the annotation of a GenBank genome assembly.
AUGACCCCUGAAUAUCGCGCACAGACUGCCGUGAGCAUCUUGUUUGUUGGCCCGGAUGCCUUUAUUACCUCUCUUGCUGAAGGCGUGGUCACUGUAGCUGUCGCUCUCGCUGCCUACUUCGUGCUCCCCAACUUUCCUCGCACCACGAGUUGGCUUGACGAGGAGGAGAAGGCACUAGCCAUCUGGCGCCUUAAAGAAGACGUCGGAGAAGACGACUGGGUCGACAGUGAAGAUCAGUCCCUUUUAGGGGAUUUAUGGAAGCGCUGGGAGACCUCAAAACUUGGGUACUAUUACCCGAGCCGCCUCGUUAGCUUUUAUAAACGCUCGACGCACCUCAUCGCCGACCCUACCACCCUAAAGCCCGCCUCUGGGAAGCUGGGCAUUAUGCUCGGUGCCGUGCACUGCUCUUUUCACAAAGAGAUACCCCCAUAUGCGCCCUACGAGAUGUGGAGCCGCAUCCUGUCUUGGGAUAGGAAAUGGCUUUACAUAGUAACGCAUUAUGUGCCUAAAGAUCUGGGUCGUCCUUCCCAGUGGUUAGACCCCAGGUUUAACAAAUUGAGCCGCAGUAGUGAAGAGCCAAUUGACGACUGGGAGAAAAAGAUGUACGCUACGGCGGUAAGCAAGUACGUCUUCAAACUCGGCCGAUUAACGAUCCACCCUGCUACCGUACUCGCGGAAAGCGGUCUUCUCCCGGAGCGCCCUGGGGGUUGGGUAGUUAAUAAUUCCGUUAUCUCGGAGACUCCAGGUGCAGACCAGCCCGACAACACUUUGAAAGUGUGCUGGCAGGAUGAUGGCUGGAGUUGGAACCGCGUUGAGCAGCGCCGUAUAGCUGGAAUGAGGUUCGCCGAAAAGUUUGGUGCCAUGGAUAGCCUUCAAAAGGCCUUCGAUGGUGGCCAAGGAGCUGUUGUUGGUCACUUCGGACCCGGGUAG